AGGUCCGGCCAUCGCUCGGAGUUUCCCUGGCGACAAGAGUCUCUCAAUGGCGACGCCGUGCAAGCAAAUCCUCCUCGCAAAGUACUCGAGUGAGGAGCUGAGUGAUGAGAACUUUGAGGUGAGCGAGGGCGAGAUCGAGGCGAUUCAAGCCGGGAGUGGCGAUGUUUUGAUCAAGAAUGUGCUGCUCUCGCUGGAUCCAUGGAACCGGCUUUGCAUGCACAGCACAAAUCAGGGGCUCUACUUCCCGCCCUUCAGCAUUGGAAAGCCUGUUCCUGUCCUCUCGGUGUCGAGAGUAAUCUCCUCGGACAAUGCGGACUAUAAAGCCGGAGAUUUCUUGACCUGCUUGGCCACCGCGAGUGAAUACUCGCUGAUUCGCGGCGGGAAAGAUAGAGCUGGACUUCCGCUCAAGAAGAUCGAUCCGAGCGUUCCAUUGGAAAACUAUCUCUCCUUUCUGGGCUUGCCCGGAUUCACUGCUUGGAUUGGAAUCGUCCGGAUUGGAGAGGCCAAAUCUGGCGAGCAAGUUUUUGUCUCAGCGGCCUCGGGCGGCGUCGGGCUUGCCGCGGGCCAGAUUGCCAAAAUGCGAGGCUGCCGAGUGGUGGGAAGCGUCAGCACUGACGAGAAGGUCCGAUUUCUCAAGGAGGAGUUUGGAUUUGAUGAUGCGUUCAACUACAAAAAGGAGAAGGACUGGAACGCUACCUUGGCAAGGCUGUUUCCAAAUGGGAUUGACAUCUACUUUGAGAAUGUUGGUGGCAAGAUGCUGGAAGCCGCCCUCAACCAUCUCAAUCUCCACGCUCGAAUCCCAAUUAGCGGGAUGAUUUCACAGUAUGACAAGGACUGGAAGCUUGCCGAUGGUGUGAGGAACUUGAUGAACCUCGUUGGGAGGUGUGCUAAAAUGGAGGGAUUUCUUGCGUAUGAUCACAUUACUCACUACGAUGAGUUUGUGAGUGAGAUGCUUCCGUUGGUUGCCGAAUCCAAGAUUGUCUCAAAGCACACCAUCACCAAAGGUAUUGAGAAUUUCCCAUUGGCGUUUAUUGGAAUGAUGCGAGGGGAAAACAUUGGUAAAGCUCUCGUCGAUCUCUCAGAUCCAUAGAAAGCAACUAUAUAUAUUCACUUUUGUGUUUUCAAAUUUGGUUUAUUAUAAUUAUUAUAUUAAGCUCUUUUCA
Messenger RNA from Selaginella moellendorffii, 1163 nucleotides. Its product is annotated as NADPH-dependent oxidoreductase 2-alkenal reductase. The record is from RefSeq and is a predicted model, not a curated record. Gene Ontology annotation, molecular function: oxidoreductase activity, acting on the CH-CH group of donors, NAD or NADP as acceptor. The transcript is spliced from 6 exons. Lineage: Eukaryota; Viridiplantae; Streptophyta; Lycopodiopsida; Selaginellales; Selaginellaceae. The coding region runs from base 47 to 1090 and encodes 347 amino acids.